Bombyx mori (domestic silkworm) is the source of this 3939-nucleotide messenger RNA. RefSeq names its product transmembrane protein 222. The record is from RefSeq and is a predicted model, not a curated record. The transcript is spliced from 5 exons. The coding region runs from base 380 to 940 and encodes 186 amino acids. Lineage: Eukaryota; Metazoa; Arthropoda; Insecta; Lepidoptera; Bombycidae.
UGGACUUUUGGAGGAUCCCGAGAAGUUACGUUCAGCGGCUUUCUUCAUUUUCCCACACUUGUGCACUUUCACAAAUAUCAAACAGUUAAUAAACCACUGUUAUUACACAUUUAAUCCUGAAGAAACACUAAAUAGACAAAAUAACACAAGUCAUACAACUUCACUCCUCGCGUUCCCGCCAAAAAGUCCUAACACCUCUAAAGAUUUUUAGUUACCUAUCUAAUAAAGAUAGCACCUAGCAUAGAUAAUACACUUAGUACCUGCGGUAAACGUCAUUGCAAACCAUUUGCAAACUAAUAGAAUAUUCUUGUACGUAAAAACAUUUUUGUUCCAUAACUCCUUUUUAAUUCUCGUAAAUUGUCUGUAAUUUGUGUUUGUGAUGAACGAGAAUCACACGAGAAGCCCGUCUAGCCCUUUGGAUAUUAUUGAUCAAGAGCAGGCCGUGCUGAUGGAUCCUAUUGACCACGACCGCUGUCGAUAUCCGUACUGUAUUGUUUGGACUCCUAUACCUGUUUUAACAUGGUUUUUCCCAUUCCUUGGACAUAUGGGUAUAUCAACAUCCAAUGGAGUUAUCAGAGAUUUUGCUGGUCCAUACUUUGUUUCUGAAGAUUUGAUGGCAUUUGGAAACCCUACAAAAUAUUGGCAACUAUCUCCUCAGAAAGCCAAUAAUGGACAGGCGGGAUGGGAUGCUGCAGUUGCAGAAGCGUCCGAAAUAUAUAAAAAGCGAAUGCAUAUAAUAUUUUACGACAACUGUCAUUCUCAUGUUGCCAAAGCAUUAAACAUCAUGAACUAUGGAGGAAGUCGGAAUUGGAACAUGGUUAAAUUGGCCAUUUUUAUGAUACCAUACUCGAAAUAUGUUAGUGUCGGAGGAUUCCUCAAGACGUGGCUACCUUUCCUUGUGAUCGUGGGCAUCAUUUGCGGGCUCGCUUAUGUGAUAUAAACAUUACAUCGUAAAAGAUGGGAUUGAAUAAUGGGCUUGGAUCUACUUGUCUUUCAAUAGUAUAUAUCCUCGCCUUUAUAAGACUGUUAAAAUACUUUCCUUAAAAAAAAUAUUUUUGUUAUACUUUUUAAAAUGUAUUUAUUAUUUUUGUGGAUGUAAAUAUUUCACAUAAAAUUAUGACAUUUUAGCUGGGGGCACGUGAUACACCCACGCCACUCUGGCUUGUUUCUGAGUAAAGACACAGAAACAAGCCAGAGUGGCGUGGGUGUACAAACCUGUCGAAUUUUCGAAUAAUUUGAGUCCAGUGCUAAAGAAAUAUUGAUAGUACUCAUUAAUGUGAGUUGCAGUUUGAAUUGUAUACUAGUGGUAUAAGGCUGUUCGCGACAAGUCGAUAAGAACGUUCAAGCGAAGUGACGGUAGUCGACUCUUUGGUGUACAACAAAAUUAAAAACUUAGGACACCGAACCGUAUCUAACAAAAUUAUAUUAAAGCGUCAUGGAGGAUGGUGCGAAUUUUACGUUUCUGUUGUUGGGUGAUUUUAAUAAUUAUUCAUAACGGCUUACUGUUUUUGAUUCGAAUUGUAUUCUGGACAUAGUAUUUUUGUUGUUUGUUAAUUUUUUCUAAUACUUAAAUGGCUAAUUCUCGUGUUUGAGAAUAAUUGUUUACCUUUUUAUAUUUUUUGGCGUGACGUAUAGACAAAUCACGUAAUUUUCAAUGUGCAACCAAAACAAAUAAGGAAGCGAAGAAUGCCCUGUGCGGAUUGGCGGGACAUCCUUCCUCCACGACCCGUCUCAUAGCCCAGUUGCCAUGUCGACCUAUCAUGAACUUUAGUGGUUGACUUUUUGGCGGGAACAUGAGGAGAGUAGUUAUGUGAAUUGUUGUAUAAUUUGACUAUGCUGAGGUAAUGCUGGCUUACUAACCAACAAUGGUGAACCAAAUCAAAUUCACUUUUCGGUUUCUUUCAAAAAGUCCACCGAAGUCGCAGUAAAUUCCAACUAUCUUACAGGGACAUUGUUGAAUUUCAUCUAAUCAUAUCAUCACUUUUCAACCGCCCGACUGCAUAAAAAGGGAUUUUCAUAAGAUGCAUUAGGUUUUUUUCAAAUUUAAUUUUUUUAUUGUUGGUAUUUUUGUGGCCGUUGUGGCGGGUAGCCAUCAUACAACGCAAGAUAAUUGACAGAUGCCUGAAUCUCGUCAUAAAUACAUGUGAGUCACCCACAGCCGUUAAGACAAUGUGCAAUAAUAGUGAAUAUCGUAGAUUUUUCUAGUAGUUUAAUUACCUACGCAAACUAUGUUGUAGUUAAGUUACGCAAUCGUUUUGUCAAUAUAAAACUAAUAAUGUGUACUUGAUUCAGUAAUUUUUAAGUCCGAAAAUAUUACAGUAGAAAUGGAAAUUGUCCGUUUCCAAACAUACUCGUUUUUCUACGUAUUUCAAGUCUAGGCGAGGCUUGACCGUACAGAAAUCUUACCUUAUAGCACACAAAACUAUUCUAUUUUUUUUUUUCUACCUAUGCUGAUAGCCUUGAGAGGCUAUUUCAGCUUCGCCCUAACAUGUAAGUGAGCUCACGGGGCUCAAACCGAAGUGUUGCUAACACUGGCCCUACCAAGAGCAAUGCUUCGCAAAAUCUACCACCGGAUCGGAAACGCGACCCACUGAGAAGAUCCGGCGAAAAACUCAGUGGGUUGUGUCUGCGGGAAGAUUCUCUAAUGAAAACACUAUUUGUUCGUCAUGGCUUAAAGGGACGCUUGAUGCAUUCGUAUCGAACGAUGCGACGUUGCCAGUUUCUAUCAGAACCCGAUCCACUACCCUUACAUAACCCCCUUUUGUGAACAAUGAUCCAGCUCACCACUUUUUCUCCGAUUGGUAAAAGCCAGCAAACGGUGUGCUUAGUGCGAGUUUCUUAACGUUCUCGAUAGCGUAAAAGUUAAGCCAAUAUUGUAUGCAGUUGGAACAGCGCCCCUAGCGCCAGACGUACGCCAACAAUCCAAUUCCUUAUAUAGCAUAUGAGCUAACUUUUACGCUAUCGAGAACGUUAAAAAACUCGCACUAAGCACACGGAAGAGCAGCGCGGACGGUUCUCGCUUCUAGCCCUCCCGCAGCCGACUCCCCCACGCGCUCCGUGAUGCACUGCUAACUCGCUAGUAUUUUGCAGAAAAUCGUGGAUUUUGUGUGCUAAAAGAAAGAUAUUUAAUCCCCGAAAGGCCAAGCGGAAGGUACACAUUUUGCGCCAAUGACUUGUUCUUCUUCAAACGAGGCUUGUGGAGAUUACUCGACGGUAGACAGCGGGUUGGCUUUGUCCCUAGCAUUGUUGAAGUCCAUGGGCGAUAUAACCAUUCACCAUCAGGUGCGCCGUAAGCUCGUGGGCCUACAAAGGCAAUAAAUAAAAAACACAAAUAGUAAAUUUAAAAUAUAGAUAAAUCAAUUUAUCAAGUUUAUUCAUGAUGAAUAUUUCAUUGUAGCCAAACAGCCACAGUAGUAUCUCUAUGUGCUGCUAGCAAUACUGAUUGUUUAAUGUUUGAAAGCAAUAAACCUAUGUAAUCUUCCUUGAGUGGCCCGUAAAAAAAAAAACUGUAUUUGGGUCGUCUAUUAUCAAAGGUGGUAAUCUGUGCAUUUGGACAAAAAAAAAUGUUAUUGAUAUGUCAAUACAGAUUGAAUGGAAGAUCAUCGUCUCCUUCAAAGAAUACGGUUCAAAACCUGCAUUAAGUAAAGGUUAAUACUUAACCUGUUAUUUAUCUAAGAUGUCGUUCAGAAGAGUUUUGUGUCUGCCAAUGGAAUACAAAGUCAAUAAUUCGUUUUUCUGAUUUACCAAUAAUUGUCCAAAAGUCACAUUGCCGGCUUUGAUAAUAGUCGACUCAUUUGUAACUCAGAAACCAUUCAGCAGAUACAUAUAACUUUACAGGGUUCUUGUAGUGAAUUGAAAUAUAAGUCACUCUUAAUAUUAUUUCAUAUGCAAAAAUUUAUAAUUUCUGUUUUUUAAUAAAAUCCUUGGCUGUUUCUAUUA